CCGGGGUCAGUCUUUGAGCUGCACACACUCAGAGUGAGUCUCGGUUCAGACAUCGCACACACAAACAGUAAUCAUGUCCGCUGAUAAGUCCAAGACCUCUUCCCAGACUGACGGCAAGGCCACUCAGGGCAAGAAGUCCGAGAUGGGAAUGAUGUCCUACAAGAUGUACGUGUUCGACCAGGAGAACUUCCAGGGUCGCAUGAUCGAGAUCACCAACGAGUGCAUGAACGUGUGUGAGAUGGGCAUGGACCGCGUGCGCUCCCUGCGUGUUGAGUGUGGACCCUUCGUGGGAUUUGAGCAGAUGAACUUCUGCGGCGAGAUGUACAUCCUGGAGAAGGGAGAGUAUCCUCGCUGGGACUCCUGGAGCAACUGCCAGAGGAACGACUACCUGCUGUCCUUCAGGCCCGUCAGGAUGGACCCCGAGAAGCACAAGAUCUGCCUGUACGAGGUCGGUGAGUUCAAGGGCCGCAAGAUGGAGAUCAUGGACGACGACGUCCCCAGCCUGUUCUCCUACGGCUUCACGGACAGAGUGGGCAGCGUGAUCGUCAGCUGUGGAACCUGGGUGGGKUACCAGUUCCCUGGAUACCGUGGCAGCCAGUUCCUGCUGGAGAAGGGUGACUACAGGCACUUCAACGAGUACGGCGCCCGCUGCCCCCAGUUCCAGUCUGUGAGGCGCAUCCGCGACAUGCAGUGGCACCCACACGGCUGCUACACCAUGGCCAGCAAGUGAGGCUCAGGGAAGGAGAGGAAGAGGAAGAGCGGAAGUGAGGGAGAGGGGCGGAGGAAGAGAGGGAGGGGGAGAGACACCUGAGGCCUCUGCUCUCUCUCCCCCCCUCCCGCCACCACCCAGUCACAGAGAAGACCUCCGCAGAACGACCAGCCAGACCGUGAACCCCACCCUCCAUCCCUCUCUGUCUCCUCUCUUCUCUUCCUCCCCUCUGAGCUGAGCUUUGCUCCCCCCACUAGCCCCCUUCUCCCUGUUUUCUCCUCUUUUUUAAGUCCCUCACUUCACACCCCUCCCUCCACAGUCCUCUGAGACGCCAAAGAGGAAGCAACAAUACCUCUUGCUGUUUUACACACACGAUUCUCGGCUCAGGGUUAWGAUGCACCACGGUAAACUGAGUCCUCGGAGCCCCCACUAUGUCACCCCCGCCCCUGUGCUUUACAUCCUUCUCUGCUGUACAGAAUCCUGGCCAAGUUUUCAAUAAAAAUAUGAAYCUUGAUUUCAAA
Molecule: messenger RNA, 1230 nt
Organism: Austrofundulus limnaeus
Lineage: Eukaryota; Metazoa; Chordata; Actinopteri; Cyprinodontiformes; Rivulidae
Gene: crybb1l1
Product: crystallin, beta B1, like 1
Exons: 6
Coding region: 74-730 (218 amino acids)
Biological process (GO): lens development in camera-type eye; visual perception
Molecular function (GO): structural constituent of eye lens
Source: RefSeq, a predicted model, not a curated record